AUGGCGGCCGCCUUCGUCGUGUCACGGUUGCACACCGCCAGCGGCAAAGCGCUCACGUUGUCACCACCGGUGGGUGCAGAGGAGGCUUUGGUGGAUCUCCAGCGGCGUGCAGCCUAUGCUUUGGGCGUAGGCCUUCUCCAGGUGCGACUUUUGGGCAAAACAGGCGAAUUAGCCGGAAAUCGCGUCGGCGACGCCGUGGAUGCCGACGAUGUCGACACACUUUCGGUGCUCUUGCAGCCGCCCCUGCGCGCCUAUCGCCAUCAGCUACUGGGCGCAUGGAAGCGCUGCGGCUUCUCGCGCUUGUGCAGGGUGAAGUUCCCAGCCUCCAGUGGAGUGGAUGUGAAUAUGAUGCCCUUCAUCAUGGGAGAUCCCAAGUCUUUGCCCAGCAACUUGCAGUCCUACUGGCCCAUGAUUGAGGCAUGUCGAUUGCCCAAAAAGGAACUUGGGAAGGUGGGCUUCCUCACAGUUCAGGAGAGCGAUGUGAGCCCUGGCGCUUCUCAACGACGUCAAGGUUUGCAUUUAGAGACGCCAGGUGUUCUCAUGUCCGAGGGGCGUAUGCUGUUGACCACCGCCCGCUGGGGGGGGGGCCGUCUCUUCGAGCGAUAUCAGAAGAAGAAGGUGCCUUGGCUACGUCUUCUGCAACAUUCCGACGGGGAGCUUUCAGAGUCCGCUGAGGCAUCCGGGUCUCCGUCGUCGCUGCCGGUCUACGAGCUGGACGAGCCGCCGGUGGCGGAGGCGGAGGAAGCAGAACUUUCGGAGCUGAGCGAGGACGCAGGCUACCCCAUUUGGGCCCACAAGCGCUUCGAGGGUGGGAUCUACACCGCCUCCAGCAUUGCUGGCUCCACCAGAUUUUGGAACCUUCGUUUCAACGACCCUGAAGAGAUUUGUGGCGCCCUGGGUGACUUGGAACAUUUGCGUCCAGUUCUGGGACCGGGCGAGUUCUCUGAGGCGGACACCCUGUAUUGGAUGAGUGAUUGCACCCCGCACGAGUCGGUGGCCUUGGACUCCGCUGCCCAUCGACAAUACUUCCGCCUGGUCACCAGCUCGGUGAGCGCCUGGUACCCGCAGCACUCGACGGAGAACCCCCUGGGCAUCAAGGUGGACCCCAAGAUCACCAGGAUCGUGCCGGGCGACAAGUUUGAGGAGCUCCACCGAAUGCAGGGCACGCCGUGCGAGAAGGUCGAUGACACGGUUUGGGACGUCUACAGUGAACAGUUGGGGAUUGGAACCGAAGAAGACCUAUUUGCACAGCACCUGGACAGUUGA
Messenger RNA from Durusdinium trenchii, 1266 nucleotides. Lineage: Eukaryota; Dinophyceae; Suessiales; Symbiodiniaceae. The record is from the annotation of a GenBank genome assembly.